AUGGCUUCCUCCCCCGAGAAGAAGCAAAAGACUGCAUCGACGUCGCGCGUCGGUUCGCUGCUGCGUUUCUACCGCACGCCAGCGCUCACGUCGCACGCCACGCGGACGCUGUUGUCCUACUUGUGUGCCCAAGUCGACGCGGACCCGGACUUACACGUAAACAAGCUCGUGACCGAGUACUGUUUCUACAUUGAAACAGCGGCGACAACGACUGGCAAAGACGAGGCGCCCGGCGCCACGUUGUCCGCGCCCGACUAUGAGACACUGCAGUGGCUGCUCAGUGAGACGUUUGAGCCCCAGCACACACGUGCAGCGGAUCCGUUUCUUGAAGCAAAAGACCCGACAACGGAAUACCUGGUGGAAGUGGGACCGCGCAUGAACUUUACCACUGCGUGGUCCAGCAAUGCUGUCGCGAUUUGUCACGCCUGUGGACUCACUUCGAUCAAGCGCAUUGAACGGGCAACGCGGUACUUGGUGCGCUACCGGGCUGCCUCUUGUGACGCUGUCGAGACGCUGAAAAGCGCGCUAUUGCGUCAGGAAUGCGAUCGAAUGACGCAGCAAGUGUACGAUGAGCCGCUGACGAGCUUCUGGCAUGGCAAGACGGUACAGCCUGUCCGCACGGUCCCCGUCAUGGAACGAGGAAUCGAUGCGCUCAAGGAGAUCAAUGACGACAUUGGACUGGGGUUCGAUGACUGGGACUUGCAGUAUUACAUGAAUCUGUUCAAAGAUAAGCUGCGUCGCAACCCAACUGAUGUCGAGUGUUUUGAUAUGGGUCAGAGCAACUCGGAACACUCGCGGCAUUGGUUUUUCGGUGGCAAGAUUGUUGUGGACGGCCGCGAGAUGCCUCAGACACUUUUCCAGAUGGUCAAGGAUACGCUCACAGAGACUGCCAAGCAAAAUAGUAUCAUUGCGUUCCACGACAACUCGUCUGUGGUCAAAGGUGCUAACAUUGUGACGCUCGGACCUGUGACUCCUGGGGAGCCCUCGCCUGUGCAGGAACGCACGCUCGACAGCCACCUGCUACUGACUGCUGAGACCCACAACUUCCCGUCAGGUGUGGCGCCGUUUCCCGGUGCUGAGACUGGAACCGGUGGUCGCAUCCGUGAUGUGCAGGCCACUGGUCGAGGUGCCAAUGUUGUCGCUGGUAUCAGCGCCUACUCUGUGGGCAAUCUUAACCUAGAGGGCUACCGGCUUCCGUGGGAAGACGAGAAACUAGAGUAUCCGUCCAACCUUGCUCACCCGCGUGACAUUCUCAUUCAGGCUUCCAACGGUGCUUCAGACUAUGGCAACAAGUUUGGAGAGCCCGUGGUGACGGGAUUCGCCCGUUCAUUCGGUAUGGUGCUGCCGAAUGGCGAGCGUCGUGAGUACAUUAAGCCGAUCAUGUUUUCAGCUGGUCUUGGCCAGCUAGACGGUCGUCACUGCACCAAGGGCGAACCAGAGAUUCAGAUGUGGGUCGUGAAGAUUGGCGGGCCGUGUUACCGUAUUGGCAUGGGCGGUGGUGCUGCUUCGAGUCGUAUCCAGGACGCCAAGACUGCUGAACUAGAUUUUAAUGCCGUGCAGCGUGGCGACGCUGAGAUGGAGUGCAAAUUGAACAAAGUGAUUCGUUCCUGCUGCGAUAUGGGCGAGAAGAACCCGAUCGUAUCGAUCCACGACCAGGGCGCUGGUGGCAAUGGUAAUGUGUUGAAGGAGAUCGUCGAAGUGUCGAACUCGAAGCCCGGAGAUGCGAAUCGCGGUGGUGCUCGCUACGAGGUGCGCAACAUCCUGGUCGGCGAUGACACGCUGUCCGUUCUCGAGAUCUGGGGUGCUGAGUACCAGGAGAACGACGCACUUCUGCUCCGUCCAGAGCACGUUGAGCUCUUUGACAAGAUUUGCAAGCGUGAGAAAUGUCCGUACGCGCUGCUGGGCCAGGUGACUGGAGAUGGCCACGUGGUUUUGCACGACUCGAAGGACGACUCUACUCCUUUCGAUCUGGAUCUUGACCUUGUGCUCGGCAAGAUGCCGCAAAAGACCUUUAUCGAUACGAAGGCUACAGAGAUUGUUUCGGAGCUAUCACUUCCCGUGGAUAUUACUCUGCGUGAUGCACUGGACCGUGUUUUGCGUCUUUUAUCAGUCGGCUCGAAGCGGUUCCUCACUAGCAAGGUGGAUCGCUCCGUGAGCGGUCUGAUUGCACAGCAGCAGACUGUGGGUCCACUCCAGCUGACUCUCGCAGACUGUGCUGUUGUGGCGCAGUCCAAUGUGCCGAAUGGAGAUGGCAAGUUCUCUGGUGUGGUGAGCGCGUGUGGAGAGCAGCCUAUCAAGGGCCUGGUGAGUCCUGGAGCCAUGGCUCGCUUGAGCGUGGGCGAGUCACUGACGAACAUGGUAUGGGCGGCUCUUGGUGGACGUGGUCUCGAUGACUGCAAGUGCUCUGCCAACUGGAUGUGGGCGGCUAAGCUACCCAAUGAAGCUGCGUGCAUGUACGAGUGCUGUGAAGCGAUGACUACUUUCAUGAAGCAGGUGGGCGUAGCUGUUGAUGGUGGCAAGGACUCGCUGUCCAUGGCUGCAAAGGUGAACAAGAAGGACGUGAAGACGCCUGGUACACUUGUGAUUACUAUGUACGCUCCGACGGAGGACGUGGAGCUGAAGGUGACGCCUGACCUCAAGACCCACAUCGAUAACAGCCUGCUGUACUACAUAGACGCGGGCAAGGGCGAGAACCGAUUAGGUGGUUCUGCUCUUGCGCAGGUGUAUGGCCAGGUCGGGAACGUGUCCCCAGAUGUCGAGGAUGUCGAGCUGUUCAAGAACGCGUUCAAUGGCAUCCAGACUGCUAUCAAAAAUGGCCACCUGCUUGCUGGUCACGAUCGUAGCGAUGGCGGUCUCAUUGUCACGCUGCUGGAGAUGGCGUUUGCCGGCAAUUGCGGUGUCGAUGUCGACAUUCCAUUCGCGGGUGACAAGGUCUCAACGAAGGACGUGAUACAGGUGCUGUUCGCUGAAGAGCUUGGUUUCGUGUUCCAGGUCGCUGUUGGCCAGCACGCCACCGAAGUGGAAGCCAUCUUUGGCAAACUGAACGUGCCGCUUGUGAAGCUGGGUAAGGUCACUACUGAUGGCGUUAUUAGCGUGCGCAUCAAUGGCGAAAGUGUGAUUCAGGACCAGAUGGUGGACCUCCGAGACGUGUGGGAGGCGACGAGUUUUGAGCUUGAAAAGCGUCAGUGCAACCCCGAGUGCGUGGCACAGGAGCAGCGUUCGUUGCGUACCCGCACAGCUCCCUCAUGGAAAGUGACUUACGAGCCGGAGCCGACGCCAGAGCGCCAAUUGAGCACGCGUGCCCAGCACCGCGUUGCUGUGCUUCGUGAGGAGGGUAGCAACGGGGAGCGGGAGAUGCUUGCUGCAUUCCACCACGCAGGUUUCGAGGUCUGGGACAUCACAAUGUCGGAUCUUGUCAACAAGCGUGUGGUUUUGGACGAGCGUUUCCGUGGCGCUGCGUUUGUGGGUGGCUUCACUUUUGCUGAUGUACUUGGCUCGGCGAAAGGCUGGUCGGGUGUGGUGAAAUAUCACGGUGACGUGCUGAAACAGUUUACGGCGUUCAAGGCUCGCGAGGACACGUUUAGUUUUGGUGCGUGCAACGGUUGCCAGUUCAUGACGCUGCUAGGCUGGCUCGACCACCCGGAGGCCAAGGCGCUGGAAGAGGAGACGCAGACGUCUGCUCAGCCGCGGUUCGUGCACAAUGAAUCUGGACGCCAUGAGUCUCGUUUCGUGUCGGUGCAGAUUCAAGAGUCGAACUCGGUGAUGCUGCGUGGCAUGGCUGGCUCUUCCAUUGGCGUGUGGGUCUCGCACGGCGAAGGCCGCGCGCACUUCACGCACGCAAAGAUGCAGGAAAAGUACGUGUCGAGGGGUGCAGCUCCUAUUCGGUACGUGGACGACUCGAAUGUGCCGACGGAAGAGUACCCGUUCAACCCGAACGGCUCCCCCGAAGGCAUUGCCGGUCUCGUGUCGAGCGACGGGCGUCACCUGUGCCUCAUGCCGCACCCCGAGCGCUGCUUUUUGAAGUACCAGUGGCCGUACCUGCCGGCGGACUUUGAAAAGCAUGCUGCAAGCCCGUGGAUGCGAAUCUUCCAGAAUGCCAAGACUUUCUGUGAAGCUUCGUCUUCGUAG
Molecule: messenger RNA, 4128 nt
Organism: Hyaloperonospora brassicae
Lineage: Eukaryota; Oomycota; Peronosporomycetes; Peronosporales; Peronosporaceae
Source: the annotation of a GenBank genome assembly